This is a messenger RNA of Bacillus rossius redtenbacheri, 11472 nucleotides long. RefSeq names its product endoribonuclease Dicer-like. Gene Ontology annotation, cellular component: cytoplasm; RISC complex; nucleus. Gene Ontology annotation, molecular function: deoxyribonuclease I activity; ribonuclease III activity; ATP binding. The record is from RefSeq and is a predicted model, not a curated record. Gene Ontology annotation, biological process: apoptotic DNA fragmentation; siRNA processing; pre-miRNA processing. The transcript is spliced from 26 exons. The coding region runs from base 340 to 5406 and encodes 1688 amino acids. NCBI's taxonomy places the organism in Eukaryota, Metazoa, Arthropoda, Insecta, Phasmatodea, Bacillidae.
AGAUUCGUUCUUUUUGAACGAAUCGUUAACGAACGACCCAUCACUACAUUGCUGAGCUAAUCCGUACGAGUCCGUCUCUGCAUGCUAUUAUAGAAACCCUGUUCCUUGAUAUCCGUCUCUGUGUCAUUGUAGAACGGGCUUUAGGUGCCUACACUUUGUUCACUUAACAUAUUUUCAAGUUAAUUUUACGAUAACGGAUUCCUAUUGGUUGGAAAAGAAGUAGGGAAAAUGUAUGACGUCAUGGAGUUGCAAUGCCCUUCGAUCAUAAUAAUCAGAGGUAGCUCAUUGGCUAUAGCUGGCGUGUUAUUUGUUGAUACUGGGAUUUAAAUCAGCCGAUGGAUGGUUACUAGGUUGGGAAUUGCCAAGAUGGCAACGUACAACGUUGCCGCCCAGGAGAACGGGCUGGACUCUGAGGAUGACUCCUUCUUGGCGAGGGACUAUCAGGAGCAGCUCCUGGAAACGGCACGGAACCAGAACACAAUCCUUUAUUUGCCGACGGGAUCUGGCAAGACCUACAUAGCUGUCAUGCUGAUCAAAGCGAAAUUGGAUGAGCUGAAAGGGGAUCUUUGGAAUGGAGGCAAAUGUACUGUAUUCAUGGUGAACACUGUUCCUUUGGUGGUGCAGCAAGGGAAAUACAUUGCUCGUUUUGUGCCCGUCAAUGUGGGCAUGUACAGCGGGGAUAUGAAUGUAGACGUGUGGAAUAAAUCCAAGUGGAAUGAAGAACUGAGGAAGAACAAGGUGUUGGUAAUGACAUGCCAAAUAUUCUUGGACAUGCUGCUUCAUGGAUACAUCACUCUGGCUGAUGUCAAUCUAUUGAUAUUUGAUGAGUGUCACCAUGCAGUGGAAGAUCAACCUAUGAGACAGGUGAUGAGCACAUUCCAGGACUGUGAGAACCCUCCAAGAGUGUUGGGUCUCACUGCCACUCUGUUGAACAGCAGUGUUCGGCUUGAUCAAGUGCAGGAAUCAAUCUCCAGUUUGGAGCGUACUUUCCACGGCACCAUUGCCACUGUAGACGACCUCUCUGUGGUCGAGAGGUUUUCUACGAACCCAGAUGAGUUUGUAAGCAUAUAUAAGUCACCUACCUUGUCUCUGGACGAAACACCAAUGGCCUGCCAUUUCUCUUACAUGAAGGACUUACUGCGAAAUCUGAGAUUGUGCACAGACGAGGACAUGGAGCUAUCAACGCCACCUGGGAGUAAUCCAAUGAAAACCAGCAAAAAGACUUCAACAUCAAAGUUAAUAAAUGAGCUUGAAGACAUUAUCAUUCAUCUGAAAGAUAUUGGACUCUACGGCAGUUACAAAGCCACAAUAAUCCAUACUAUCAACGUCAUCCGAUUGCAGCGAAGAGCCAAGUCAGAGGAGACAAGACUUAUUUAUGACAGUCUACUAACAUUCUUGAAGCAUAUGAUGAAAUGCAUGUACAAUGAAAUGAUGAAGAAAUGUCCAGAAGAGGGUGACCUCACAGCUAAUCACAUUUUUAGGUUCUCAUCUCCUAAGUUGCUGAAGUUGAUAGACAUUCUGAGAACUUUCAACAACAUGGUUAAGGUACAAGAGGAGAAAAAUAAGGAGAAUGAUAAUAAUUUUGUGGAUUUGUUGCCUCAGUCCAAAUCAAAGGAGAAACCUUUUUGUGCACUCAUAUUUGUAAAGAGGAGGGCCACUUCACAGAUUCUUUACAACAUUAUAAAGGAUUUAGCAAAUCAGGACAAGAACUUUGAGCAUAUCCGGUGUGAUUUCAUUGUCGGCUACAAUGCUGUUAACACCAACAACCCUUUCUGCACCCAAGAAGCUGGCUACUUGAAGAGAUUGAAUGACAGAAUUAUAAAGCGGUACAACCAGAAUGAAAUAAAUGUUCUGUUCUCAACAUCUGUCCUGGAGGAGGGAAUUGACAUCCCUCAGUGCAACAUGGUAGUGAAGUUUGACUACCCGGAAAACUACAGAUCGUACGUACAGUCAAAGGGAAGGGCAAGGCACAAGACUAGCCAAUAUUACAUGAUGGUGUGUGAAACUGACCAACGAAACUUUACUACCAAGCUUUCGAAAUACAGAGCCAUCGAACAAGCCCUGCAAAAGCUUUUAGUUGGCCGCACCAAAGCCCGCCAAGAACCAAAGGAAGCAGAUAUUGAAAGCGAGUUGUACGAGCAGGAGUUGGACCCGUACUACGUGGAUGGCCCAGGCAGUGCGAAGGUGACCCAGACAUCGGCAAUAUCGCUGGUCAACAGAUAUUGCUCGAGCUUGCCACAAGACAAGUUCACAGUGCUUGCUCCGUACUGGUACCUUAGCAAAGAUAGACGGACUUGCAUCCUGCAGCUACCCAUCAAUUGCCCUGUCAGGCAGACAGUUGAAGGCAAGCCAAUGAACUCGAGGAAGAUGGCCAAGCGCUCGGUGGCGCUGAAGAUGUGCGAGCUGCUGCACCGGGUCGGGGAGCUGAACGACCACUUGCUGCCGGUGACCGGCAUCGACUGGUCGGAGGGACUGUACGAAGAGCUGCUGCCCCUGUGGGACGACAAGAAGGACAAGCCCGACACCCACCUCCCGGGCACCAAGAAGAUGAAGCGCCAAUACCUGCAAAAGUUCCCGGAUGUGCUGUCGGAAUGCCGACCUCAACCCGGCGAUCCUGCGUACCUGCAUGUGCUCCGCGCUCGACCUGUGUACCCACGCCCGCCCUCGAGCGACCACAGAAAGGCAGUGGUUUACGACCUCCUUUACCAGACCAGGGACUUUGCCAUUCUGUCCAGCAAGCCACUGUACGAGGUUUGCAAGUUCCCCAUCUUCAUGAAUGUUGGUGAACUGCAAGUAGAAGUCAUCAGCUGUGCCAGAAAGCUGACACUGUCACCAAAGCAGGUUGAGGCAGCAAAGAACUUUAACUGUAUGAUCUUCAUGGAUCUUGUGAAAGUUUGCAAGCCGUUCAUGAUCGUGGAUAAUGAGGACAAGGAGCAGUGUUACUACGUUGUGCCUUCCAUAAUUGAUGGUGAUGGCUUAUAUGAUGUGGAUUGGGAUGUUGUAUUUUGCUGCAUGGAGAUCCCACCAAUAGAACGUCCUUCUGAGGAAUCCCAGAAAACAAUGGACAUCAGCAAGGAGAGUUUGGAGCUGAAAGUAAUUGUGCCAUGGUACCGUGGCAGUUACACUGAACAGUUUUACAUUGUUACCAAAGUUGAUGAAAAUUUGACUACACUCAGUAAAUUUCCAACUGCGGACUAUUCUACAUACCAAAGCUAUUUCAAGAAAAAAUAUGACCUCACGAUCUUCAGGCCUGAGCAGCCAAUGUUAGAAGUCAAGUCAAUAUCUAACAAAAUACAAUUUCUUAAGCCACGGAAAUUGGGCGUGCAGGGCCUGAGCAAGCGCAAGCGACAAGAGCUGCAGGACGACUUCGAGGAGAACCUGGUGCCGGAGCUGUGCCAGCGGUAUGAGUUCCCGUCCGUGCUGUGGCUCAAGGCCACCUGCUUGCCGACCAUUCUCCACCGGCUUACCUACCUGCUGCUGGCGGAGGAGCUGCGACGAUCCGUCAACCUGGCCACCGGCGUCGGCUGCGUCUCCCUCCCCAGAGGUCACCAGUGGGAGAUGUUGAAGGAAGACUGCACCGUUGCCUCUAAUAACUCCGCCCAGACGCCUGCACAGCCAUUGAAGGUCCAAGCCUUGUCUGCGGUCGGAAGCAUGGUCAAGGCCUUGCCGCUCGGUGGCAUCGCAGCUGGAGGAGAGCCCAUUGACAUCUAUAGAGAGGACGAGAUAUCCCUCGUUGAUGUGCUGGAAUACGAUGAAUAUAUGUGCAAAUCAUUGAACAUAAAUCCACCCCAUAGAAGAAGUGUUCUUGUAAAGUCACCUGGUGGAAGUGAAUCAUUCUCUCCACAUCGGGUCUCAGACACCAUGGCCCGGACAGAGCAACAUUUCAGUAGAAAUAUUGCAGUGCCGGUGCUUAAGAUGUUGGAAGUCGACGAUGACUUUGUCGGCCCACAGCUGUGCCAUGUGUUCCAGGCAAUAUGUACAUCAUCAGCCAAUGACAUAGUCAACCUGGAGCGACUAGAAACACUCGGCGACAGUUUCCUGAAGCUGUCAGUGAGCCUUUACCUGUUCGCAGUAUUUCCCAAGUUGAACGAAGGCAAGCUCACACAGCUGAAAGGCAAGAUUGUGGGCAAUCGCUACCUCUUCUACUGCGGCAGGCACAUAGGCCUCCCAAGAAUUAUGAAGGUGCACGACUUUGCCCCGAUGUCGGACUGGGUCCCCCCUGGGUUCUGCGUGCUGCGGUCGCUGCAAGAGGUGCUCCGCCUGAUCGGGGUGUCUCCCAACAUCCUGUACGACCUGUCCGUCCCCCGCGUCGAGCAGCGGGCGGGCUUCGUGAGCGACGAGAUCCAGGACGAGAUGGAGCAGAAGCUGUUGGCCUGGGACGGGGAGCCGGGCACCCACAGCUCCAUGGAGGCAUUCCUGAGCCAACGGAGCAUCGUCGACAAAGCUGUGGCGGACAGCGUCGAGGCGCUCAUCGGCACCUACCUGCAGUCCAACGGGCUAAGGUGCGCGCUGGAGGUUGUGCGCUGGCUGAGGGUGCUGCCUUACGACAAGGCCAGCCCGGAGUUCCUGUUCGACUCCCCGCCCGCCCCCGCCAAGCUCGGGGAGGGCACGGUGGAGUUCCACCUGAAGACUGCUCACCUCUUGGAGCAGCAGCUGCAGUACAGCUUCAGGGACAGAGCAUAUCUGCUGCAAGCCCUGACGCACCCGUCCUACAUCACCAACACUGUCACCGAGUGCUACCAGAGACUGGAGUUCAUUGGUGAUGCCAUCCUGGAUUUCUUGAUUACAUCAUAUAUCUACGAAUAUUGUGGCAAUCUAUCACCAGGUGAGGUGACAGAUUUACGCUCUGCACUAGUCAACAAUGUGACAUUUGCUUCGCUUGCUGCUCGCAAUGGAUUCCAGAAAUACAUGUUGUUCAGCUCUGUUCAUCUGAUGGAUGCCAUCGACGUGUUUGUCACCUUCCAAGAGGAACGCAAUCAUGUUAUCAAUGAUGAAGUGUUCUUGCUGCUCUCGGAGAAAGACAUCAUGAUGGCAGAGGCUGUGGAGGUUCCCAAAGCUCUUGGGGACGUGUUUGAGUCCAUUGCCGGGGCCAUUUACCUGGACAGUGGCAAGUCCAUGAAGGAAGUGUGGCGUGUCUACUACGGGCUCAUGCAGGGUGAGAUUGAAAUGUUCUCCAAGAAAAUUCCAAAGCAGCCAACAAGAAUGCUUUACGAGUCUGUGCCCAAUCCUCCAGUUUACUUAAAGCCACGGAUCAUGGAGAACCAGCGUGCGGUGUGCGUUCCAAUGGAGUUGUUUAUCAACAACAAGAAGGAGAUAUUCUUUGGCUUCGGGGAGAACAAGAUCGAAGGGAAACGAGCUGCUGCCAAGCUUGCUCUGCGACAUUUGUUUGCAGAGAACAGAGCUUAGGGGUGCAACAUUCUCCAAAGCAAGGAGUUGUCGUCAAUUGUCUGAUUUGCUAAGACUGAAAUGUUUAUUUUUAAUACUGAUUUAAUGAACAUUCAGGUAUGCACAGACUUAUGAAAGACUGCAGUUAACAAAAGUUUUUACAGGUGCCCCUAUGCCAGCUUAGAAACAUUGCUAUUUGUUUGUGUUUACUUCUGCUGUAGUUAAGGCUUGAUGCUGUUGAAAGUUGAGUUCAUCAGAAUUGACGGAACGAGACUGUAUCCUGGGAGGGAAAGGGUGGGGGUUGGAACAUUUGUAACUAAUCCUCAAAAUAUUUUGGUCAAAAACAUUUUUUUAACAAUUUUGUUUUUUAUUAUGGUAAGGUCCAAUGGACCUUCCUCUUCAGUGAAAGAGAUUGAAUUCCAGGAAAUGCCCCUCUUUUGUCAGAAUCCGAAAACAUUUUAUCUUUUGAAUAUCUAGGUAUUAUGCAGGAUGGCCUUUUGAGUUUAUAAGAGAUGCUAGUGUGUAUUUUGUGUGUAUAUAUAUAUAUUUUUAAUAAAAAGAAAUAAAUAGUGAUGUGGUAUUUAAAAAAGGCCAAACAAAAAGGAAAAUUACUGUGUUUUACCUUUCUCCUGGUGAUUUACACUUUUCAUUGCAGUAAUCUUACUGGUUUUUUUUUUUUUUUUACAUGUCCUUGAAUAAUCAAACAAAUUUCCAAUAUAUGUAAAUUACACAAUGAAAGCAUUAUAAACAUUAAAAAUUAUCAAGUUGUGGCCUUGAAAUUCUUGAUAUUUUAGAGAGACAAAGAAAACUUCUUUCUGCGACUACUUGUGUUUGACUCAAAUUUAAUAGACUCAAACAAAUAUGAUCAAGUCUGGACUUGAUGAUUCAAACCAAAAUGCAAACUCACCCAUCUCUUAAGUUUAACUUUAUUUUCUUAUGACCUUCAUCAGAUUUUGAAUUAAAAAGUACACAAAUACUUUUUCUCAAGUUUCAUGAAGAAUAGUAACACUCUUUGAAAAAUUGUACAGGCUCUUUUUUAGCAGAGAUGUUUUUGUUCAAGUUAAUUUUUAACCAAAAUCCAUUCUCACUGAAGCAUUUAAUAAUUUUGUAAAAUAUUAACUAUGUGCAAAAAUAAUACAGACAUGUUGACUGAAUAACAACAUAGAUCUUACAGUGUAUGUUUACAUACAGAUAAGGAGAAAUAUUUCAUUUUGUUAAUAAUAUAAUGUCUACUUAAACACUUUGAUUCAUUAUUUAAUUAUGAUUAACACUGAAAACUAAGAGAGUCCCAAUCUUAGAUACAAUCUUCAUAGUUGGACUAUGUAGAGCCUUCAUGAAGCCAUUCACCAACUGAUCCCUAGUGUUGACUCUCCUUGGCACAAUCUCACCAUCUUGUUCCUUUUUCCUUACAAAAAAUGACGAUUCAAUAUGUGCUUCGUACGUUUGUGCCAUACCGGAUUCUCUGCCAGUCUUAUUGCGGCAUUGUUAGCCACAAAUAAAGUACUUGUUACAAAUUCAGAUAUCUCUGCCAAAAGUCUUUUCAACCACACCAUCUCUCGAGCACCUUCGCUCGCAGCUACCACCUCAGCCUCAGUUGUGGCUAUAACGGAGACCUGAUUCUUGCUGAAUAACGAAAUAGCUCCUCCAGAAUAAAUGCAUACAGCUCUUGAAGUUGAUCUGCCUGUCAGUGCAUCUCUUCCAAGAUCUGCAUCUGAGUAACCCCUAAGAAAUCCGCUGUGAUGAUUACUCUUGUAGAAUAUCCCAAGUUCAGGUUGCGGAAAAUUCUUUUAACCUUGCAUACCUCACCCUCCGAAAGACUCUCAAGUGUCCAAGACACCACUCACCGUACAUGAAAUAUCAGGCUUUGUUCCCGUCACUCGAUACAUCAAGGAAUCCAUUGGCUCACAAUAGGGGAAGUUGGUAUUCUUACUUCCUGAGAUUUCCUUUAAAAUAGGAGUGCUCACGGGUCUACACUUAUUCAUUAGAAAUUUUUCAGAAAUCCUUUUGAUGUAAGAAUUUUGGAAAAUUUUAAUACAUUCUGUGCUUUUAUUUCAAGACCGACAUAAUAUUCACCAGGUUUAGCAGUCCUUUCAAUUCAGUUUUAAGUUAUUCAAUAAUUUCCAUUGCGUCAUCUUUGCUUGAUGCAGCGAUCAAUCUGUCCAUUCUGUCAUCAACAUACUAGGUUAAUAAAAUUUUACUUCCAAUAUUACAGUGAAACCCCUUAUUUACGUUACCGUUAUUUACGUUUUCCUGUUAUUUGCACUAUAUUCUUCAGGUCCCGUUUGGUUCCCAUUUAAUCCAAUACAAUACUUUCACGCAAAUUACGUCUCAAAAAUCUAAUCCAUCCCGCUAUUUACGUCACGUAACAACGAUAGUAGGCCUAAAAACAUUGUGAAAAACGUAACUUUUAUAGUCGGCAGUGAACAUUUUAAAUCGCAAAAUAAACACAUUUUAUAACAUGAAAAGUUGCUUUUAUUUCUAAACAUAUAAUAAUUUAUGCCUAGGCGUCUAAAAGUCCGAGUAAUUAUAGCAGGAGACAAUCUAAAAUGUACUCGGGAAAAACGUAAACUCACGAAUGUAUAAACGUUCUGUUACUAUAUUUAUGUCACAACUUAGCCGAAAUACUGGUACGAGACAUAAACUUCACUAGAUAAAAUGAGCGGAGUCUUGGUAACUGUUUUAAACGUAUUUUAUAAUUUCGGAAGUAUUGUACAGUUGACACAUAUUUUUUAAACUAACCAUUUAUAUCUGGGUAUCGUAAAUAAUUAAUUAUUUGUAUCAAGACAUCAAGAUGAACGUAAACUUGAACACGGCACGGCAGCGAGAAAACUGGUGCAUAUACCAAUAAACUGGUAUUAGAACUGGACAAAACUGGUACACGGGAGGUGGAGCUUAUAUUUUUUUCCGCUAAUCUCGCAUCUAUUGGCUGGCUGUUGAUGGAACUUCACGAGUCUGGGCGGAGUGUUGAGUGAGUUAUAAUGCGCAUGCGCAGCUCAGACAACAGAGAGAGCCAGCCGGCGGCUACGCCGCGCCAUAACAGCUGAUUGAGUAGGAUGACCUUUCUCCGCGCACGGCGCGCUAUUGACGGUAAAUUUCCAAUUUGCGGCCCCUUUUUUUUUUUAAUUUUUUUACUGUGGUGCAAUGCGUAUGUAUGUGUAAUGUAGCCCGUAUUUGUUAUGAACGCUGCAGGAUGCGACUGUAUUUUAAUUAACUUUAACGUAUUUCUUACUUUUCCCAUUAUUUACACUUUCCCGCUUUUUACAUUUUUUUUUACUUUGUCCCCAUGGAAAGUGCAAAUAAGGGGUUUUGCUGUAUUUAUAAACAGGCAUGGAUCAGCAGAACUUCUAAACCCGCAUCUUUUAGAGACUUCUCAAUUCUCUCAUUCCAACAUCUGGAGCUUGUUUUGGACCACAUAGGCCCUUAUUUAAUUUGCAGACAUUUUUGCUCUUAUUUUUUAAGCGUUCAAUGCGACUAAUGUAAAUUUCUUCUAUUAACUCACCAUUAAGGAAGGCUGUAGAUACAUCAAAUUGGUAGAUAUGCAUAUGCAUGUACUGUAGAUACAUCAAAUUGGUAGAGAUGCAUUGGCAGCCACACUAAGCACUGUUCUAAUAGUAGUCUCUCUGGCUACUGGACUACCCAUUACUUCAUCAUAUCCAAUUAUACGUAAAUGCUUCAUAUAUGUUUUUUGUUGAGUCCAUAAUUCAUGAGAAGAUUUCCCUUGAACAGAAGAGAUGUGUGUUUUUAUUACGAAUGUGUGCUGCAGUAUUAAACAUUUCAGCCCAUAAUUAUUUUGGUAAUGAUUCCUUCCCAGAAUGCAUAACAAUAGAUCAAGUGUUCUAUCUUCCCUCUCUGCACAACCAUUGUGUUGUGGAGUAUGUGGCAUUGUGUAUCUCAUUUCAAUACCAUGAGACCUUAAAAUAUUAUGUUCUUAGCAUAAAUUUGAUAACAUGACCAGUUACCUUUGUUUCAGAUAUAAAAUCUUUCAGAUUUUUUAAAAACUUCAUCUUUAUUUCUAAGGAAAUAAACCCUCCUAAAUCUGGGCCAGUCAUCCUUUAAUACUAAGAAAUAUUUGAAUCCGCCUUUUGACUGAACCAUAGGACCACACACAUGUAAAUGUAUUAGCUGUCCUAUACACACUGCUCUUUUUCGAUGCCCACACAUCCAUGAGCCUUUCUGUUGAUGCGCCCUUCACAAAGUUCACCACCAUUCAAUGGCACAUCUAUGCUUAACUUUUCCUUGAUGACUUCUUUUAUCAAUAAGCACAUUGAUUUGAAUUUUAUUUAAAAUAAGUUUAUACUGCUUACCUCUAAUAGUUUUUUAUAAUUUCUGUUACUACUCCUUUAACAUGUAAAAUCUCUUCAGAGGCAUUCCCAAGCAAGUUUUUUUUCUAAUGUACAUAGUUUUUGCAUUAAAUCAUCUAAAUUCUUACGUUCAUUGUUAAUCAGUCGCCAAAGAUAUCAAUUAUUUUGCAAAUUUAUAAAACAUAUUUAUUACCUAAAGCUGCUUUUCAGUUUUUUGUUUCAAUUGAUUCCGAACAUUAGACAAUCCUGACAUAAAUCCCACAGCAUCGUUUUCGGAUGACCACUUAGCUUCAAAAAAAUUAUUUUAUAAAUCAAAAAUUCUGUCUUCAGAAAAAAUAUUGAAAUGUUUACUCAGUCCUAACCUAGCUUAAAAAAUAUUUGUUACAUGACAUUAAAUAUACAUGAGCUGAUUUUUUUUUUUUUAGUUUGAAAUAUAAAAGCGAUUUGUUAAGCUCAUCGAUACGUGCCACUUUUAUAUUUUAUCUGUUUAUUUCAAAAUGCUAGUCAUGUAAAAUGCAAUUUGCUAAAUUUUUCCAGCAAAUUAUGGAAUACUUAAAGGAAUACCGACAUAAAUCAGGUGCUCAAAAGCAGAAAGAAAAGCAUCGAAAAGAAGGGCUAAUAAAGGUUAGACAAAUUUAUUUAAUAUUGGGUUUGAGUCAUCUAUCAUAGGUGAAAAACAAAGUGAGGAGGCAAAUAAUUUGUUAAAAAUUCUUCAUUGUUAGCAAGAUUUAAAAAACGAGCAUUCCUACAUUUACUCUGCAGCCUGUAAAAUAGCUCAACAAAUCAACAGAACUCAAUAUUGCUAAUUUAUUUCCGAAUGUAUGUGUUACACUGUGAAUAUUCUAUGUUUUUGUUUCUGUUGCUCAAGCAGAAAGAUCUUUAAGUUGCUUAGUAGAAUAAAUCAGCAAUGGGUCAACAAUGAGUAUGAAAAACUAAUUAUAAUUAUUAUUGAUUUUUAUUUUUAAGUUUUUUUUGUUAUGUUAUAUUUUAUGUUCAGUUUUACAUAAGUUGUUAAAUUUUAAAAAGAAAAAUUUUGUCAUUUUUUGAAAAGGUGUAAAGGGGUGAAAGUUAUGUUUUAUUUGUUUUAUGCGAGAACCUUUUAAAAACUUUUCUUAAAAUGCUAUUUAAAAGCACUUGGUGUUGUCCUGUUUAUACAACAUUAAAAUCUCUAAUGAUUUGCAGUCUUUAUUUUAUUUUUUUAUAUAGUGACGGAAUUGAAGAGUUGUCCAUUAAGUAUGAGGGAAGGGAACCGUUAAAAUUUAUUGUCCCUGGGCCUUUGGUUUCAUUCAACGGCUCUGGUCGCUAGCACAUUUCUGAUAUAGGUCUUUCAGUUCAUCAAGUCCAUUAAUUGAUGUUUAGAAUACAUUCCUCUUUGUGGAAUUUUCAGUGGGAGGUAUACAUUUUUUUUUAAUGAAUCUGAAGACAUAUUAUAUUCAGAUUUAACUGAUUAAUUUUUUAUAGAAUUAAUGUAUAAAUAAUUUUGGUGGAAAUGUUUGGUUUUGAAAGUUUGCUUCUCAAAUAUAUUUAGUGGGAUUUGAUCAUGAAUGUUAAAGCUAAAUAAAGUUUUAUUUUAUUUUGUUUCUUGAUCUUUGGUGAUUGAAGUGUUGCUUAAUAUUUAUGACAUCCCACCAAGUUCCUUGCACAUGACAUAAGAAAAAAUAAAAUAUCAGUAAACAUAAGUACCUAUUGAUAAUAAAUGUAAUUAAAAACUGAGAAUGUUUGUAUGAUGUUGUUUGUUUUACAAAUAUGUUUUUUUAAGAAAGUUAUUAAAGUUAAUAUUAUAGAA